Messenger RNA from Amaranthus tricolor (Joseph's coat), 4377 nucleotides. RefSeq names its product probable receptor-like protein kinase At5g39020. Gene Ontology annotation, molecular function: protein kinase activity; ATP binding. Gene Ontology annotation, biological process: protein phosphorylation. The transcript has 7 exons. NCBI's taxonomy places the organism in Eukaryota, Viridiplantae, Streptophyta, Magnoliopsida, Caryophyllales, Amaranthaceae. The record is from RefSeq and is a predicted model, not a curated record. The coding region runs from base 136 to 4362 and encodes 1408 amino acids.
CAGAGCAUAACUUUCAAGUGCUCAAAUUUUUAUCCAAUUUUUAAUGUAAAAUACACCUCAAAAAUCGUACUUUUAAAUUUAAAUUGAUUGAUAAAAAUUAUAUGUCCAUACUCGUUUAAUUCUCUAUCUCCAAUAAUGUUCAUUCACCCUCAAUUGCUCUCCACACUUAUUUUCUACCUCUUUAUUACAACUCUUGCAAAUUCCAUUACAACCCCAUAUGAACCAACCGACCACAUUUUCAUCAACUUUGGCCAACCUACCUAUAACGACGGUGGUACAUGGCAGAGCGAUCUAGAUUUCAUCCUAAAUACGCAAUCUGCCACCAGUAAAUGCACUGCAAAAGCACUGGAGGCGGCUUCAACUCCUUAUCACAUGGCCCGAAUAUUUCAGGCCACGACAACAUAUUCCAUACCUGUUGCUACGUGGGGCCCAAAACUAGUCCGCCUCUACUUUCCACCCCUAUUCAUAUCCUACGACAUCAUAGACACCAAAUCAUCUUUUCUUUCGCUCACAAUCAAUGGGUUUAAUAUUUUGCGCAACUUUAGCGCGUACGCUGUUAUGGCCCACGCUAAUGCGCACACCAACACCACCGCGCCGGUAACAGACGGUCUUGUAAGAGAGAUUCACAUCUCUUUAGACGAAGGAGAGGGGCAAAGGGCUAUAAACCUAACUUUCUCACCAAGUAACCCGGAUGGGUUCGGGUUCAUAAACGGGUUGGAGAUUAUAUCUGUUCCCGAUGGGUUGUACUUUAACCGUUCCGGAUCCAAUAUGGUUCCAUAUCUUACGGGUGGGUUUCAAGAUUAUUUGAAUAACCCGUUUAAUUUUUCGGAUUUAAUAGCUAUGGAAAAUAUUAUCCGGCUGAACGUUGGUGGGUCGAUCGUGGAUCUGAGUGAUUUUUCCGGACUUAGCCGGACUUGGUUCGGUAGAGACGAUGACUACAUGAUUACUGGUCUAAACGACACAUAUUCCUACAUCGCAACUGCAACCACAAACUUCAAUUAUACAGUUGCAACACCAUCGUAUACGGCGCCAGAGUUAGUGUACUUGACAUUGAGGGAGAUGGGACCAGAUGUUGGAGAAUUGAAGAAAAACCAAAAUUUGACAUGGUUGUUCGAGGUCGAUGUUGGAUUUAAUUAUCUUGUGAGGCUCCAUUUUUGCGAGUUAGUUUUCUCAAUCAACAACACUGGCCAAAGAGUUUUCGACGUUAGUAUCAACAAUCAAAUGGGUGCACGUGAUAUUGAUGUUUUUGCGGUAACUGGUGGCAUUAAAAUUCCAAUGUAUCGAGAUUUCGUUACGCUUUUUGAAGGUAGUGGUAGCAACAAAGCUAGUGUCGAAACCAGAGGUCUUCUUUCAGUGACACUUACUCCCGACCCUACCGCAACGUAUGGCGAUGUUAUGCUCAAUGGAUUGGAGAUUUUCAAGUUGAGUUCUUCAAAUGGUUCUCUUGCUGCACCAAAUCCUACUCUUGCUGCACCAAAUCCUACUCUCCCUUUACAAAGACGUGAACACGGUCUAACCAAAAUCAUGAUCAUCUUCAUCAUACUUGGAAUUGGAAUAGGCAUAUGUAUGUUAAUUGCACUAAUCCUCUUGUACAAAAAAAUGAACUCGCUGAUCGAGAAAAGUAAAGAAAUUGAAACAUUGUUGAAACAACAUGGUUCCCUCGGUCCAAAGAGGCAUACUUAUGCAGAUUUGAAGAGAAUUACAAACUCCUUCAAAAUCAAGCUAGGUGAAGGAGGUUACGGUAUUGUAUACAAAGGAAAACUAGAUUGUGGGGAUCAAGUGGCAGUGAAAAUUCUCAAGAGAUCAUCGAAUCGAGAUAUGGAUAUGGUGGAAUUCAUCAAUGAAGUUGCAAGUAUCGGAAACACCAAUCAUAAGAACAUUGUGAAACUCCUAGGCUUCUGUUACGAGGGUUCAAAACGCGCUCUUAUAUAUGACUACAUGCCUUGCGGAUCUCUUGAAAAGUUCACACAUGGGGGCAGAGACGAAAACAAUCAACAACUCUCAUGGAAAAGUUUAUUUGAAAUCGCGAUUGGGAUUGCAAGAGGGCUAGAGUACUUGCACCAAGGGUGCAACACGAGAAUAUUACACUUUGACAUUAAGCCCCAAAACAUUCUAUUAGACGAGAAUUAUUGCCCCAAGAUAUCUGAUUUUGGCCUGGCUAAGAUAUGCCCACAAAAGGACAGCAUAAUUUCGAUGUCAGAAGCCAGAGGAACUGCAGGGUACAUUGCUCCUGAGGUUUUCUUCAAGAGAUUUGGCGGAGUUUCUCAUAAAUCAGAUGUUUAUAGUUACGGAAUGUUGGUUUUAGAAAUGAUUGGGUGUCGAAAAAAUAUUGAUGCGAAAGUGGAACAUAGUAGUGAGCAGUAUUUUCCGCAUUGGAUUUACAAGCAACUCGAGGAAGUUGAAGAGAUCGAUCAAAUCGACACCACAAACAACAACGAGGGAUCAGUACUCAAAAGGAAGAUGGUUGUAGUGGGUUUAUGGUGCAUACAAACCAACCCCUUCACCCGACCAAAUAUGACUCGAGUUGUAGAAAUGCUCGAAGGAACACUCGACUUGCUGCAGAUUCCUCCGAUUCCAUCUCUUGCUUCUCCUUUGAGAUCACACGAAAUUUCUACCACUCUAGAUGAAAUCUCAUUAGGUGGACUUUUUUGUAUCCUCCAUUUCAUGUUCUAUUUCAUACUUGCUCUUGUAGCUUGGAGGAGAGUGGCUUUAUUACUGAGUGGGCUUUAUAUCAUGGCAAAAACUUGGGAGAGACCGCCUCAAUGUGAGGCGUUGAAACUUUUGUCUUGUUUUUCUAGAUAUGACGAUCUCUUGCUCAAUGGAUUGAAGAUUUUCAAGUUGAACUCUUCAAAUGGUUUUCUUGCCGCACCAAAUCCUAAUAUCCUUAUGAAUUUAACAUCUUUACAAGGUAAUAAUCGAUCGUCGAAUAGUUCUCAUCAUUUAAUACCGAUUAUCGGAGGAAUCCUUGGUGCUAUUCUAGUAGUCGCACUCAUAUCAUCAAUAUAUUUCAUAAUCAUUUUCCGAAGAAAAAAGGAGAAACAAAAAUUCAUGAAAACAAUGAGCAAAGAUGAUACUAGCAAGCUUAAGUGGAUUUCGCCGUUGGAUGAUUCUGGAUCUAAUGCAACUACCGCUAGUGUGAUUUCUUCUCUGUCGUCCGAUCUUUGUCGACGUUUUUCAUUUGCGCAAGUUAAAGUUGCUACAAACGAUUUCGACGACGAUUUGAUCAUAGGAACCGAUGGGUUCGGUAAAGUUUACAAGGGUUCAAUAGAUGAUGGAGCCACUAUUGUGGCCAUAAAACGUCUUACGACAACAUCGAAGCAAGGCGCUCGCGAGUUUGAAACAGAAAUCGAGAUGCUAUCGAGACUACGUCACGUACAUUUGGUGUCCUUAAUCGGAUAUUGUGACGAACACGGUGAAAUGAUCAUAGUUUACGAGUAUAUGCCACGUGGCACUCUUCGAGAUCACUUGUUGUACAAGAAUCCCGAGAGAAGCGAGAACCAUACACCAUUGUCGUGGAAGCAACGACUUAUGAUUUGUCUUGGAUCAGCUCGCGGUUUGCACUAUCUUCACGCGGGUGCUAAACAAUUGAUUAUUCAUCGAGAUGUCAAGUCUACGAAUAUUCUUCUUGAUGAUAAGUGGACGGCCAAAGUCUCAGACUUUGGCCUUUCAAAGGUAGGACCCACUCCUGAUGAAAUGGGUCCUACCCAUGUUAGUACCGCUGUCAAAGGAAGUGUUGGAUAUUUAGAUCCAGAGUACUAUCGACGUCAACAGUUGACAGAGAAAUCAGAUGUAUACUCCUUCGGAGUUUUGUUGUUCGAGGUUUUAUGUGCUCGAUUUGCGAUGAACCCUAAUCUACCCAAGCAACAAGUGAACUUAGCCGUGUGCGCUCGUUAUAACUACAAAAAUAAAACCCUCCACACAAUUGUCGAUCCAAAUCUAACAGGGCAAAUUGCACCCGAAUGUCUAAGAAAAUUUGGAGAAGUGGCAGAAAUGUGUAUACGAGAACAUGGAAGUGAUCGUCCUUCGAUGGGGGACGUAGUUUGGGGCAUUGAAUUUGCCUUACAACUACAAGAAACCGCGGAGAAAAUUAUGCAAAACAAUUUAAGUGAUGAUCCUCAAGGAGAAAUUUCAGAUUCUACGAUAAGUUUUAAACUUGAUGGGGCAAAUGCAUUAGGUUCAAUGUAUAUUGAUGAUGAAUCGACUACAUUAAAUGAUGAUUUUUCUGAUACUAAGAUGGUUGAUAUGGGCACAAAAAAGUUAUUGGAUAGUAGAACUACUACAUUUUAUACAUCGGAAUCACCCAUAAUUGAUAUGAAGUCUGGUUCAAUUUUUUCUGAGAUUAUCGACCCAAAAGCCAGAUGACUCGUACAAAUUAUU